AUGGAAAAUUUCAUAGAAGCAAUUGAGGUUUGUGGCUUGUAUGAGGUGCAAUUUCAGGGAGACAGUUUCACAUGGAGUAACAGAAGAGAAUGGAGGUGCUUUACAAAAGAAAAAUUGGACAGAGCUUUUGGAAAUCAGUCUUGGUUCAACCUAUUUACAGAUUCUAGUGUUGGCUCUCUAGCAGCUCAGUGUUCUGACCACUGUCCAAUACUUUUGCUAGUUGGUAAUGAUGAGGGGGAGAGGAAGAAGACACAAUCUUUUAGAUAUGAAGCUAGCUGGGGCAAGAGAGAAGAAUGUCAGGAGUUGAUUGUUAGAGCUUAG
Messenger RNA from Juglans regia (Persian walnut), 321 nucleotides. RefSeq lists its product as uncharacterized. The record is from RefSeq and is a predicted model, not a curated record. Lineage: Eukaryota; Viridiplantae; Streptophyta; Magnoliopsida; Fagales; Juglandaceae. The transcript has a single exon. Bases 1 to 321 code for a protein of 106 amino acids.